AUUUAAGUGAAAGACAACCAUAGACGGACUUCAGUGUUUGUGAAACUUGUGCAGCAAGAUGGUGGCCAGGACUAAUAGGGCCACUGUUGCAUUUUUACGAUUUUUUACUUUCAUUGUAACUCUUCAGAGUGUCUACACCGCUUAUCUAGGAAAAUUUAUUGGAAAACUAAGCGAACUUCAUCACGGCGUAUCUGGAGAAGUUUACGCAAUAGACGCUAGAACUUUACACCUCAAAGAUUUCACGUACGACGGACAAGGACCAGCUGCAUACUUUUACGCUGGCAACACAAGGGCCCCCGGCGCCGGAGGUUUUCGCCUGACCGACGAAAACGGAAAUCCGGAAGUGAUACGCAGAUAUCGAAAGGAAAACGUCAUCCUGACCUUACCCGAAGGAAAAACUUUGAACAGCAUCAAAUGGUUUUCGGUGUGGUGCGAGGAGUUCACGGUGAACUUUGGAGAUGUAAAGAUACCACGCAACUUCGACUACCCAAGACCCCGGAAGAUAGAUGCUUUGAGGGGCGUACAUGGAGUCUCCUCCGAUAAUAUUGUAAUCGUGGACGCGCAAACUCUCCUGGUUCCGAACCUAUCUUACGACGGAGAAGCCCCAGAUGCCAAAUUUUGGGUUGGCCGUGGACCGAAGCCUUCGCCUCAAGGUGUAAGGGUUCCCGAUGAAAACGGAAAGGAGGAACCUUUGAGAAGGUACGAUCGCAAAACGGUAGUGCUGACACUUCCAGGAGAUUUGACCGUUUUCGACAUCGGCCAUUUUGGCGUUUGGUGUGAAGCGUUCACAGUCGAUUUCGGACACAUUCAGAUUCCCGGCAACCUAAACGUCCCGCCCUCGCUAAGAAUGCUAGGGGUUAGCCCACAGUCGAAAUUGAAUUGCGAAGUGUUAUACGAUGAUCUCGCAUUUGAAGUCCGAUGGGCCGUCGCCGGAGAUAGCAUUGUUUUACAGCUCGUUUCGAAAUUAGAGGACAGAGAAUAUAUGUCGUUUGGUCUCUCUGGCGAUGACUCACAAACCGCUAUGGUCGGCGGAGACGUUGCGGUAGCUUGGGUUGACAAAGAAACACUAAAAGGUUACGCUGAAGACUACUACCUAGACGCAAAGUCUCAAUGCUCCGGACGAACUGGAUCAUGCCCUGACACUCGUUUAGAGGAUAAUACAAACGACAUUCAUCCACUCAACGCAGCAAUGGUGAACGGCUACUCCAUUGUAACAUACCAGCGCCCAUUACGAGCAAGCGAUCCUUACGACAAAACAAUUUACACCAAUCGAUCGCAACCAAUCAUUUGGGCAAUCGGCCCGCUAAAUCAACGUGAUGAAGUCUCGUUCCACAGUCGCUGGACCAAGAAAGAUCACUUUAUAGACUUUGGGAGACCUGCAAAGUGGAAUUGUCCCAUGCCUGAAACGGAUCAACCGCCAAUGAAGAUCGUUACCCCCCUGCACCAAACCCCAAAGUACCAAGACGUGACUAACCCGCCCGAGGAUUACACUGAAGCGCCUCCUAGUCGUACUAGAAAACCACAACAGCGCCGAAGAGGUGAAUCGACUAGAGGCAGUGAUAGCGUUGCAAAGGAUUCUGAACGCAGCACGUCCAAAACGCGCCAAAAUGUACGAAGAGGCCAAACCACUUCUAAUUCUGUGGAGAAACCGAAACCAGUACCCACUCCAGCGCCGGUUGCAAAAAUAGCGCCCUGGGACAUUCCUCCGAUACAAUGCUAUGAACCCGAAGACGGCGUCUUCUAUGCGCAGAUGGGGCCAACCGGCGGUAAGCGUGGCUAUCCUGCUAUUACCGGACACGUGGGUUGGGGAAUUUCCUGGUAUAUCAACGGGCUACUAAUACCGGAGAUCAACGUGGUGAGAGGUCAAACGUAUACUUUCGUUGUGGAGGGAGGUUUAGACCCGGAGGUUCCUGCGAAGUACCAUCCAUUCUAUAUAACCGACGACCCCAUCGGCGGAUACGAACAUAAAACGCCGGAAGAGAGAGCGAAAAUCAGAAUUUUUGCCGGAGCACGAGUGGAUCGCGACGGAGUUGUACACCCUACAGGAGUGGGUAGAUUGUGCAAUUGGACUCCACAAGGUGACAGGGAAGCUGACGACUUUGAAUCAUUCGGCGCCUACCAACGGACGUUAGAGCUAAAAUGCGAUCAAGGCGAACCUGGUGUUAUACAAUUUACGCCCAACCGCAACACGCCAGAUACCGUUUAUUAUCACUGCUUUACGCACCGUUAUUUGGGAUGGAAGAUCAACGUCUUAGAUUCUUGUGAUGUAGAGGGUGCUCCGAGUCACGUUAAAGAAUCCGUUGUUCAUCCUGAUUCCGGUGCCAAAAUUGACAAUUUCAAAGAAUCCGAAGACGAGCUUGAGGGAAGCCCAUCCAUACUUUUCGAAACAAGAGUGAAAGCACCUAAUACGUUAAUUAAUGGCGAUUCCAAGGGUAUGACAGAAUUACCUCCCAGACCCAUGGUUAAUUCGAGCACAUCUACUGAUAAAUUAAACGAAGAAAAAGUCUUUACAGUGUUUGCAACGCAGAUGGAAAACAAACAAAAUGAAUCAGUAACGCCUCAAAUAACGGAACUGCCAGUAGUGCAAUUCGAAGACGUACCGAUCUCAAUGACCAAAAUGCUUGCACCUCCAAUGGUGCCUCCAAUAUUUAGUUCUCGGCCGCCCUACAAACCACUAGCACCCCAACUGUUAAUAAAAAAGCCAUAUUACAGACCAAUGAUGAAGAAUCCAAUGAUUUUAAAACAGUUUCCGUACAAAUUUGAAGAUCAGCUGUCGAUACCGUCCCAAAUAUUUCCACAACACAAAAAACCUAUGCCGCAGAUGUAUAAAAAAGUAAUACCGGUAACUUUCAUGGAAAGAUCUGGAAAUAACGUACGCGUCGAGGUAUCCCCGGAACAAGCUUCGACCGAGAAGGAACCGCGAACUACGACUGAAAGCACAUUCCGGCAAAUAAUUAACGUUGCGCCCAGCAAAAUGCAUUACAGCGAAAAUAUGCCGAUCGCAGUUAACACGGGGUUUAAACCAGAAACGAUUGUCAUAGAAGGAGGCUUUAAGCCCAUUGUAAGUAAGGAAAAUCGGUAUUCGAAAGUGGAGGGGCCUCAACUCGAAUAUGAGAGUGAAAUCGGCAUUAUAGAUGUUAACAUGGAUAAAAGUACACCUGCAGAUACGCCAUUUUUCAAAAAUGGAAAACCCCUAAACCUGAAAUUGAAUUUGAGGAACAAAGGGCCCAUGCUUGUAAUAAAAGAGAGUCGGAGAGGAAGAGGGGAUGCAUACGACGAUGAAAUCGCCGAUGCAGACGAACGUGUCGACUCCUACUACUUACCGCCCGAUAACCAGCGCACCAAACCUGUGGUAAACAUCAUGAAACCCUCAAACAUCGACGUUGCACCCGGAACUGUCGUCAGUUACGACGGUAAAAGAGUAUCGGGUGCAAGCUUAACGGCCAAAUAUCCCAAUGGCGGCAGUAUUUUCGACAACAGAUCGUCGAAAGCGGCGGAAAUUAUCAAAACCGGUCCACAGUACGGACCAUUUCGAGGUGAACUUCCACCAUUAGAUCCCAAUUUUAUAAAGAAGAGUGCAACGCUUUUUCAAAUUCCACGAGUACUGAGUCGUGAUUUGGAAACGCCCGCUCCACAAGAGCCAACCAAGUUGGUACUAGUCAGGCAGUCGGAUGGUGUAGAUAAUGUUGAGUUAGAGAAUAAGAAGUUAAGUUAAAUUAAUGUAGAUGACCAAAUUCCUGAUAGUACUACUUAUUUUUGCAAUUUAGUGAUAGUUGUAAUGUUAAGUUUUGAAAUACUACAAAUUUGUAUAUAGGUACUUAAUAAGCAUGUGGGAACAGUUAUUUAGUCUUUCUGAAUCAAUUGUUACAACCUUAUAUAACAGAAAACCUCA
This is a messenger RNA of Photinus pyralis (common eastern firefly), 3892 nucleotides long. It is a transcript of the gene Skeletor, whose product is annotated as protein Skeletor, isoforms B/C. The transcript has 10 exons. NCBI's taxonomy places the organism in Eukaryota, Metazoa, Arthropoda, Insecta, Coleoptera, Lampyridae. The coding region runs from base 59 to 3715 and encodes 1218 amino acids. The record is from RefSeq and is a predicted model, not a curated record.